CGUGAGGGGGAGAGAGAGAGAGAGAGAGAGGAGAAAUGUCGACUCUGAAACUACCUCCGGUGCCACCUUGCCACCGCGAAGAUGCCAUGGAGAUCUACCUGGCCUUCAAAGGAAUAGGUUGUGAUUCUGCAGCAAUUAUCAAUAUUCUAGCUCAUAGGGAUGCUACACAACGCUCGCUCAUCCAACAAGAAUAUGAAACCGCCUACUCUGAUGACCUUAGGAAACGUUUGUCAUCAGAGCUCACUGGCCAUCUCAAGAAAGCAGUAUUGCUGUGGAUGCACGAGCCAGGGGCAAGGGAUGCUUACAUUGUGAAGAAUGCUUUAAGAGGCACUGUUAAAGAUUAUAAAGCUGUAACCGAAAUAAUAUGUUCCCGUACUUCAUCCCAAAUUGGUAAACUUAAGCGAGCUUAUUUCACGAAUUUUGGUACUAAUCUUGAAGACGACAUCGAAUCUGAAGCAUCUGGCGAUCUUAAAAAGUUACUCCUUGCCUUUAUAAGUACAUCCCGCUAUGAAGGCCCGGAAUAUGAUGAAAGUUUGGUAGAAAAUGACGCUAAAGCUCUGCACAAAGCUGCAAAGAAAUUUGGACUCUCAGAAAAGACUUUCAUACAGAUUUUCAGUGAAAGAAGUAGGGCACACCUUUCUGCUGUUAGUAUCGCCUACCAUAAAUUGUUCAAAAAACCAUUAGAGAAGGCAAUAAGAGAUGAAGCACAUAAAAAUUUUGAAUAUGCCCUUAAAACGAUAUUAAGAUGUGCUGAAAGCCCUCCAAAGUUCUUUGCAAAGGCGUUGCGGAAGGCAAUGAAAGGUCUAGGAACAGCUGACACUGCACUAAUCAGGAUUAUUGUUACAAGAACUGAGAUCGACAUGCAUUAUAUAAAGGCUGAAUACCGUAAGAAGUAUGGGAAGACGUUAAAUGAUGCCGUCCAUUCUGAAACAUCAGGCCAUUACAGAACUUUUCUGCUAUCUCUUUUAGGUACCAACCAUUAGGCAUAUUUGGCCUGGGGAUAUCAUCUUGGACACAGCAUGAUCCUAACAAGAAACCAGAGAUUGACUUUCCAGAACUUGUUCGUGAUCUAAUGAACAUGUGAUCACAUGCUUAAUUUGGGUUAAUCUUCUAGACAGAUUUUGCUGGAACUGCAAA
This is a messenger RNA of Durio zibethinus, 1137 nucleotides long. Its product is annotated as annexin D5. Gene Ontology annotation, molecular function: calcium-dependent phospholipid binding; calcium ion binding; phosphatidylserine binding. Lineage: Eukaryota; Viridiplantae; Streptophyta; Magnoliopsida; Malvales; Malvaceae. Gene Ontology annotation, biological process: response to water deprivation; response to cold; response to salt stress. Gene Ontology annotation, cellular component: plasma membrane; cytoplasm. The record is from RefSeq and is a predicted model, not a curated record.